Sceloporus undulatus (fence lizard) is the source of this 3162-nucleotide messenger RNA. RefSeq names its product tyrosine 3-monooxygenase-like. Gene Ontology annotation, cellular component: perikaryon; cytoplasm; axon. The transcript is spliced from 12 exons. Gene Ontology annotation, biological process: dopamine biosynthetic process from tyrosine. Gene Ontology annotation, molecular function: iron ion binding; tyrosine 3-monooxygenase activity. Bases 1 to 1326 code for a protein of 441 amino acids. The record is from RefSeq and is a predicted model, not a curated record. Lineage: Eukaryota; Metazoa; Chordata; Lepidosauria; Squamata; Phrynosomatidae.
AUGGAGCCCUCGGACAUGCCAGGGAACUCUGCCCUCCCUGUGCCCAGCCUCUCCAGAGAGAUGGAAAGGGCCACCUUUUGCCUCACUUUCACCCUCCCAGGAGGGAAAAGGACUGGCAUCGCCUCAGCAGCCCAGGCCUUCCAGCUGUCUGAAGCUAAAAUCCACCACCUGGAAACAAGACAAGUGAGAAUGGGGAUCAAAACUGCUGAGGACUUUGACGUUUUUGUGAAAUGUGAGGUUCUGAGCUGCAAAGUCAGAAGCCUCAUUGAUUCCUUAAAGAGAGUGGCAGAGAAUGUGAAAGCAAACAGAGAAGAGAAAGUUCCUUGGUUCCCUAAGAAAAUUAGAGAUCUGGACCAAUGCCAUCACCUGAUCACCAAAUAUGAUCCCAGUUUGGAUCAUCACCACCCGGGAUACAAUGAUCCAGAAUACAGGAAGCGGAGAGCUUUUAUUGCUGACUUGGCCUUGAAUUUCAGACAGGGUAACCCAUUACCAAGAGUUGAGUACACUGUCCAUGAAACUGCUACAUGGAAAGAAAUCUACCAGAAACUAAGCAGUCUCUACCCCACACAUGCCUGCAAGCAAUACCUGGAAGCUUUCAAGGAGCUUGAAAAAUACUGUGGAUACCAAGCUGAUUGUAUCCCUCAAUUGCAACAGGUUUCUGAAUUUUUAACAGAAAGAACAGGCUUUAAGUUGAGGCCAGCUGCAGGACUUCUGUCUGCUCGGGAUUUCCUUGCUGGACUGGCGUUCCGUGUCUUUCAGAGUACACAGUACAUCAGGCACUCAUCAUCCCCAAUGCAUUCCCCAGAACCGGAUUGCUGUCAUGAAUUGUUGGGUCAUGUUCCCAUGUUAGCUGAUAAGGAAUUCGCCCAGUUCUCACAGGAUAUCGGGCUGGCUUCCCUUGGAGCAUCUGAUACAGAUAUAGAAAAACUAUCAGCUCUCUAUUGGUUUACUGUUGAGUUUGGUCUCUGCAAACAAAAUGGAGCUAUCAAAGCCUAUGGAGCGGGUCUCCUUUCUUCCUAUGGGGAGCUGAUGUAUGCUUUAUCAGAGCAACCAGAAUACAAACCCUUUGACCCAGAUGUGAUGGUAGUCCAGCCUUACCAGGACCAGACCUUCCAGUCCAUCUACUUUGUAGCAGAACAGUUUGAAGAUGCAAAGUCUCAGCUCCAGAAAUAUGCUUUGACAAUCAAGAAGGCUUUUCCUCUUCAUUACGAUCCUUUUACAUGCAGCAUAGAAGUGCUAGAUUCACCACGGAAAGUGAAAGAAAUAAUCACUCACUUGAAAGAAGAAUUGGAGAACCUGUGUCAUAUUUUUGAAAGGUUUUCUUAAAAGAAUUUGGAUCUAAUCUUUCACAGGAAUAAUGCAAUAAUUGGAGAAACAUUAUAUACAUUUCUCUGGCAAAACAAAUCUGGCAUUUACAGAUGCUUAGAAAAAUAGCUUUAAGAAGAAUGGAUUGAAUAACUUGCAUAAUUGAGCAGUGGUAGGAUGGUGGUCAUCUGGUUCCUAGAGCAUCAUCCUACCAUUGCACAGUUGUGGAAGGAUUCAAGGGGUCAUUAGUUUUCUUAAAAGUAACUUUCCAAGCUAUGGUGAUGAUUCCUCUGUCUUGAAGAAAAUGGGUUAGCUAGCUUAUUCCUGGUAGCCUGCCUGUAAUAAAAUGUAGAUAGUUUGUGAAACCAAGGAUUUUUUAAAAGUAUCCUGAAUAUUCAUAAUGCCACUCUCUCUUAGAGGGAGAGUGGGCCUAUUUGUUUUGAAGUAUAAAUUAUCGUGCACAUUUCUUGUAUUUGUAGGUGCCUUCCUAAAAAAAUAGUGACCUCUGCUUAUUCUCCUCUUUUUGUCUUUCAUUAAGCAUCCUAUGUGUUUGAUCCAAGGUAGGGAUAGAAGCAAUAUUUGAGAGUAAUUGAAAAAUAGUCAUAAAUGCCAGGAAAGCCUGAUGGGGAGAAUGUUAUAUGGUAAGGAUCUUCAGAAUUUGUUCUGUACAAAAAAUGCACAUGUUUUUCCUCCACAGAAAACAGUAUUUUCUGCAGAAACAUUUCCUGUGCAGCAAAUGCUGUCUUCUGUGUCAAAAUGUGAUCACACACAACAACAGAAUAAGUUCUGAACUACAAAUAGUAUUUGGAAAUUGCUCAGUUAUCAAUGGCUUUCUUGCAGUGAGGAGAAAAAUUGCAAUAUUAUUCAUUCUUGCUUGCAAGAAUGAAAAUCAUGAUUUACAUCUCCAGUCCAAGUUCCAUGACAUCUAUAACUGUAGCCCUUUCCCCUGAAACCUUCCACACAUAAUGUGAAGCCAGCAGAAACUCCAUGAACUGCAUGGAAUUUCCUUUGCACAUGCUGUUAAGAGGGCUUAUGCCAUUCCCCUUUGCAGUCACACAGUGGUUUGUACACACAUUUGUAAACCUUGCACAGAAUCCUGCUGGUGUCAGAUGCUAGUGUGAACCACAAAUCACUGCCGCCACCACCGUAGUUGCACCAGUGCAUGUUCUUUUUUGGAAGGCAACAUCCAGUGUCUUCUUCUGCAACAGCCACUUCAAUUGCACAACUGCUUGAAGUGCUGUUAAACAUCUCUCUCUCUCUCUCUCUCUCUCUCUCUCUCUGUGUGUGUGUGUGUGUGUGUGUGUGUGAGUGAGUGUGAGUGUAGUGCAGGGUGCCAUACAGCUGUUGUAUUCUUUCAAGUCAUUUUUUGACUUGUGACAAUCCUAAGGUGAGCCUAUCAUGGAAUUCUCUUGGCAAGAUUUGUUCAGGGAAUUUGCCUUUCUCUGAGGCUGAGAGAAUGUUGCUUGCCCAAGGUCACCCAGUGGGCUUCCGUGGCUGAGCAGACAUUCAAACCUUGGACUCAGUGGUAAAAGUCCAACUGUCAAACCAUUACACCAUGCUGUCUCACACAGGUAAAGUUACAUAGCCAGAAAAAAAGAGCAUCCAUUGCCCUCACAGGUGCCCUGUGAAACUUGAAAAUUUGUUUGUUGGGAUGGAAACAGCUGUUCCUUUUUCCUGGCUGUGCCUGAGUCUUUUCCCUGCCUCCUCACAGCCACUGUGGGAGUGUGUGAACAUGCACAGUCAGUGGCAGCAAAAGCCCAGGGUUGCCAUAGAAUCAUAGAGUUGGAAGAGACCACAAGGACCAUCAAGCCCAAUUCUCUGCCAUGCAGGAAGACACAAUCAAAGCACCCCCAACAG